GUUUGAACAGCAACGAGAACUUAGAGAGAGGGAUUGCAGGUGGGGUCAGAUCAAAAUAGUCCUGAUCAGACUUCAUCUGGAAAAGUGUCAGUUUCUGAGGAUAUCCUCAACAGUCAUAUGGUUAAGGUUAAUCCAAGGGUUAGAUUUAGAGAAAAAUCUAAGGAACACCCUUUGCUUGAAGAAGAUGUUGGUUUGAAUGAAGACUAUGGAGACUCAGCUGUUGGGUUUGAUGGCUCUUCUAGUACUUCAGAAAUGUUAUGCAGAGAAGCAUGAUACGUCCAGUACUCAUGAAAUUGACAGCCUAAGUACAGUCUCUGGUGAUUUGACUGGGCUUGGUCACAGCCCUCAGCAAGAUAAAGGAGAUCCCUCAGAUCGUCGGUUUUUUGGUUCAGGGUCUAACAAUUGGGUUCAUGGCUGGAGUUCAGACUAUUCCGGGGAUAAUGACCUAACUGUUGCUUAUGAAGAAAAUAGCAGACUCCGAGGGUGCUUGGAAGUGGCAGAAUCAUCUAUUCAGGAACUUAAGAUGGAAGUAAGCUUGUUGCAAAAUCACGCUAGUCAAAUAGGUGCUGAAACCGAGAAGUUCUCUCAGCAACUUGUCACUGAGAUUUCUUCUGGAGAACGGUUGGCAAUAGAGAUUUCUGAUUUAAAAUUAGAGUGUUCAAAGUUGAAAGAAGACCCUGAGCAAAUGACAAGUUCUAAACUGUGCUCUUCUCUAACCAGCAAAGAAGCUAUUAAGAAAGGUGAGGACCACUUACUCCAAGACUUAGAGGUUGUAUUGUCAAAGGGGCUUUUAGUUAUGGAGGAUAAGAUAAGGGAACUUCAAAACAAGGCAUGUUUGAAUUACUAUGAAAGAAAACAUAUGUUCAUUCAAACAGACUUGGAAGCAUUGCUUGGCAUUCUGAAAGAUCUCAAACAGGGAACUCAAAAAGAAAUGUUUAUUCUUGGGUCACUAGCAUCUGAAAGUUUGCAAAAUGAAGACUAGCGGAGAAAUGAGCCUAACUAAUUCUUUCAUACCGGCAACCAGUUUUUGAUGCAGAGCUUUAUCAACCAAACCGGGCAUGGUUCCAUGCAUUAGUGCCUGGUAUGCCGCAUGAAACUGAUUCUAUGGUUUCCACUAAUGCAAUGGAAGGAAAAUCUUUGAACAUCUGAGAGAGUUGGAUGAAUCAAAAGCUGAGCGGGAAAGCCUUGCAAAGAAAAUGGACCAGAUGGAGUGCUACUAUGAAGCUCUCGUUCAGGAGCUUGAGGAAAACCAAAGGCAGAUGCUGGGAGAAUUGCAGUCUCUCAGAAAUGAGCAUUCUACAUGCUUGUUUAGGGUGCAAUCUGCUAAGCUGAGACAGAGACUAUGCGCCAAGAUAUGAAUGAGCAUGUCUUGAGAUUGGCUGAAGAAAAACAAGAUUUGGAAUCUCUGAGCAAGGAACUGGAAA
This is a messenger RNA of Hibiscus syriacus, 1424 nucleotides long. RefSeq lists its product as uncharacterized. The record is from RefSeq and is a predicted model, not a curated record. The coding region runs from base 197 to 982 and encodes 261 amino acids. The transcript is spliced from 2 exons. NCBI's taxonomy places the organism in Eukaryota, Viridiplantae, Streptophyta, Magnoliopsida, Malvales, Malvaceae.